Solanum pennellii is the source of this 3159-nucleotide messenger RNA. Its product is annotated as protein BLISTER. NCBI's taxonomy places the organism in Eukaryota, Viridiplantae, Streptophyta, Magnoliopsida, Solanales, Solanaceae. The transcript has 13 exons. Gene Ontology annotation, biological process: regulation of growth. The coding region runs from base 342 to 2711 and encodes 789 amino acids. The record is from RefSeq and is a predicted model, not a curated record.
UAAUUUUACAGAAAAAGAAAAAAAAAGGUUUUUUAUUUCUUCUUCUUCGAUCUCAUCAGAUCCCCUGUUUCUGAAUCGAAUCUAGGGCUUUUUUUUCGCCCCAUUUUCUCCGAAAAUUCAAUUUUGGCCCGUUAAUUACUCGGAUUUUUAUCCGUUUUACUCCGAAAAUUGAGGAUUAGGAAUUUUUUUUUUGUAUACAAAAACAUUUUUUUGUAUACGAAAUGAAAUGUAGAUUGAUUGAUUGGUUGAUCUGUUUUUUAUAGGAGAAUUUUGGGGCUUAUUUUUAGGGUUUUUUGGAUGAGGAUUUAAGGGGAAAGAUUUGAUUUUUUUGAGGAUUUUGGAUGGCGUCAGCUCAGGUACUAAAAAAGCAAGAGCAUUUGCAAGCUGGAAAAAAGAAGCUAGAGGAAUUUCGUAAGAAGAGAGCAGCAGAGAAGGCUAAAAAGACAACUUCAAAUACUCAACAGCUUGCCUCUGAUGGAGGCGUUGAUAAUCGGCAUUCAGGAAAUGAACACACUAGAACUAAGGACUCCAGUGGAGCUGCUACGUCUGAUGCUGUUGGCAGAUCUGUUCUAGAGCCAUCCGAAAUACAUGCUAAGCAUGAUUUUGCGAAGCCUGAUCCUACCCAGAAGUCUGAUUUAAUUUUUCCUAGUGAUUCUAGUACUGGUGCUACGCCUAGUUUGCACAAACACUAUGAUGAUGCUGUUGUUAAAGUCAACAGUUAUGAUUCUGGUUCUUCCAUCUCAGCAUUGUCUCAUUUAGAAAAUAAAGGGUCUAGAAGUGAUGAGAAUCUCAAGGUUUCUCAAACAGCAAGUGAUACUUAUGACAACGCUGGGAAGAGGGAGAGUGAUGGGGCCUUAGAAAGUGUUCCAUUCGGGUUUGCGACUAACCACUCUACAGCCACUUUUCCUCCAUUCCUCAAUAAUGACAGAACUUCCAGUCAUUUCACUUAUGAUGAUAUGGGUAAACACAUAUCGGAGGAGAGCCAUGCAAAGGAUCUUUCUGUAACUAAUGAUGGUACUUCUCAUGCUUUUCCGGCUAAUGUAUCACCUUCGAAUCCAUUUGGGUCUCGUGACGACAAACCACGUUAUACAGAUCGCUGGGCUAGUGACAUGACUUCCGCUUCCUAUGGUGAUUAUGUGCCUGGUGCUACCACUGUCACACAAUUUUAUCCUGAAGUUGGGAGAAAUGUUGCUGGUGUGGGGUCUAAUAAUUUUGUAGUGCCUGAUAAAGGAUACAGCCAGUUAAACAGCUCUGCUCUUCACUCAACUAAAACUUCUUCUUGGACAUCGGACUCCAAGUAUGAUGGUUUUAGUUUUGAUGCUAGAAGUUCUUCUAGUUACUCACAGAUGUCCCCGCCCACAGCUGGGGCGACUGGGAGGAGAACUCCCUCUUUCCUUGAUUCCAUGAACAUUUCAAAAGUCUCUGCUGCAUCCCCUCCCUCAAUCGGAUCAGUUACUACAGACACAUAUGACUCAAUGGCUUAUCCUAGGGACACUCUGGGUUUAUCAAGUUCUGAGAACUUAACAAAUUCCAAAAUUUCUGGUAAUGGGUCAGUUCUGUACAAGCAUGCUGUUGAGAAAGAUAUGGGCAAUUUGGACAACAGACAUCCAUUUGAUUCACAGAAGCAAAAUGAAGAUUUUGCUGCGUUAGAACAGCAUAUUGAAGAUUUAACACAAGAGAAGUUCUCUCUACAACGUGCUCUUGAGGCUUCGCGAACUCUAGCAGAGUCUCUGGCGGCUGAAAAUUCAACUUUGACAGAUAGUUAUAAUCAACAGGGAAGUUUUGUUGGCCAACUAAAAGCUGAGAUGGAGAGGUUGCAAGAGGAGAUUAAAGCCCAUCUGAGUGAGCUUGAAGCCGUGAAAAUGGAAUAUGCGAAUGUACAAUUGGAAUGUGAUGCUGCUGAUGAGCGUGCCAAGUUAUUGGCUUCUGAAGUGAUUGGCUUGGAAGAGAAGGCACUUCGUCUAAGAUCUAAUGAGCUUAAGCUGGAGAAAGAAUUGGAGAAGUCACAAGCUGAAAUGUCUUCUUACAAAAAGAAAAUCGCAAGCCUUGAAAAAGAUCGUCAAGAUCUGCAAUCAACAAUCGAUGCUUUAAAGGAAGAAAAGAAGCUCUUGCAAUCCAAAUUCCUAAUAGCUUCUGCUAAUGGAAAGUCAGUUGAUCCUAGCAGGAAUAUGCCUACAAAAAUAGAUGUAUCAACUUCUACAGAGGAUCUUCGUGAAGAUAAUAUUGCAAGUGGUACCAUAAAUGAUACUAAUUUGGUUGGUAUUGAUGGCCCCACCACCUCUUCCCUGCCCGAUUUUGGACAGUUUAGUCUCGGAAGUUUGUCACCAGCCAUUCCUCCAGAUCAGAUUAGGAUGAUCCAAAACAUUAAUACAUUAAUUUCUGAGUUAGCCUUGGAGAAAGACGAAUUAACAAAAGCCCUGUCAGUUGAAUCAUCUCAGUGCUCUACAUUGAAGGAGUUAAACAAGGACUUAACUCGGAAGCUUGAAGUUCAAACACAAAGAUUGGAGCUUUUAACUGCUCAAAGCAUGGCAAAUGAUAACAGCCAAGCAAGACAACCAGAUGCCGUGUCUGUACAUGACAAUAUGCCAUAUUCUGAUGAGAAUAUGCCAUAUGCUGAUGAAGGAGAUGAGGUGGUGGAACGGGUAUUGGGAUGGAUCAUGAAACUAUUUCCUGGAGGGCCAUCAAGACGACGAACUAGCAAGCUUCUCUAAUCUCCAUGGCAAGCGUACAAUGAUGAGUUAUCCCUGCGAAAAGCUGGUCUUUUUCUUCUCUCCGGCCCUGCAUUUUUGUAGCCAAACGGAGUCUGGAUUUUGUACAUUAUCCAUGGUUUAUACACACACAUUGCAUUCUUUUCCCCCAGAAGAAGCAAAUUGUAUCUAAGAGGCAUUUUGGAAGAUGGAAUAGCUGUUCUCGACAGUUUUGGCAAUAAAACAUGACCGUGUAGUUUACAAGAGAAUUCGUUUAUCAAACAUUGUAAUGAAGAUCAAGAUGUGUUUAGUUGUCAAUCAUGAGAGAAAAAAACUUCAAAUGUUUCUUACUUUUCAUGUGGAAAUGAUGUUAAGAUCUUUUGACAUUGUAUUCCUUAUGUUGUAUUUGUUGAAAGCUGGGGCUUAAGAAAAGCCCAAUAUAUCAAAAAGAUGAUUUUGGCUGUCCUUUGAA